Molecule: messenger RNA, 1709 nt
Organism: Bursaphelenchus xylophilus (pine wood nematode)
Lineage: Eukaryota; Metazoa; Nematoda; Chromadorea; Rhabditida; Aphelenchoididae
Source: the annotation of a GenBank genome assembly
AUGGCCAGACUAAAGGCCGUGAGUUCAGUUUUAACCAACAAAACGGAGAUUUCUCUCUGCGAAUACUACAAAGCAAUUGGGAAAAGAUCAGCGUAUUGCGACAAAGUUGAGAAAGGUAGGUUCGCGGUACAAUGUUUUUUUUUAACAAAACCACUUUUUGCAAUAGGAAAUUGGAGAAGGAAUUAUUUCUCUGACCGUCUCUCCUCAUUUUGCGUGCUCUCUCAAAGGGAUCUUUCAAUCUAACGACUUUUUCUUCAAAAAAAUCUCAUUUGUAUUCGAAUUCCAGCCGAAGACAAUGGUGCCUCCAACAAGCUGCAUGUGUGUUCCUCAAAUUCCGCCAUGGUGUUAUGCACCGCCGAUACCACUGGCGAUUGCGCCGAGAGCGGGCAGAUUUGCACCCUCAGCGAUCAUACCAAAUGUUGCCAAGGCAUCGUGAAGGGCAUCCCGGUCUCCCGAAUCAACGCGAAACCCGGGGAUUGCCCGCAGCCGAUCGGAAUCAGCGGCUUUCCGGACCAGUCUUCCACCGGCUGCUGGCUGGAUUCGAAUUGUCCGGGGGUCCAGAAGUGUUGCCUCGAGCCGAAUCCCACUGCCCAUAAUGCUCAGCGCGUCUGUCGGGACCCGAUUGGCAUAAGUAGUUGGUUUUUCAAGUUUCUCUCCCCUUUUUUUUACUUUGGUUUAUAGGGGAGGUGCUGCAAGUGUGACUCUUGCAUUUUUUUUAGAAAUUUUGCAAAAAUGGGUUAACUACUACAUAUAUAUAGGUAUAAAUGGAUACUUUUUCUCGAAAAGGAAGGAGAAAGAUAAGAAAAUGCUUUUUAUCGGAUAGUGACAUUUCGUUUUGAACGAAUCACCAAAAAAGGGUAAUUUCGUCUAUUUUGGAUUGACGUAAAAUUCAAAAGUCGUAAAAAAGAUUUGCAAAAAUUUACCGCGGUAUUGAAAGAGUCAUGUUUGAGCCGCCUUUCCCCUGUAAAUUCAUCCGUUUUCCCUUUCAGAAUUCCUCGGCAAUUCCGUGUGUAAUCUUCCCCUUGCCGUUGGGACUUGCACUGCCCCUGUUACCCGGUACUAUUACGACUCGGUUAGUGGUCAAUGCAAGACCUUUAAGUUCAGCGGAUGCAAUGGGAAUGCGAAUAAUUUCCAGAGCUUGGCCAGUUGCCAGGCCACGUGCUCGUAUUUGGGUAAGAUGACUCGAUCUGUGGGUCGUUCUUGGAGUCGGAAUUGGAUUUUUAGAAACAAAAUAGGAUUUCUAGUACAAUGGAGUUGCAGUUUUGUUGGUUUUCCCUUUUGAUGUGGAGUUUUAGUUGAUUUUUUAUAUUACACUAGACAUUAGAUGAAAAAACUUUAAAAUGCACAAUUUUUUUGUCGAACCUGCUAAACGUCUUACUAAUAUGGCUUUGUAGAGCCUUUUUCUUUCUUUUUUCACAUGCUUGCCUUCAAGAAUCUUCAAUUUUUACCUUACACUUGGUUUUUUUCGUCUAAUGUUUAGUGAAAAAAUUUUUUUUGAUCGUAUUCUACCUUCCAAUCCACCGAAUAUUUACUCUUCAGGUAUCCAAGGGACCCCACUGUGUCCGGCAGAUGCGAAUGCCAGCUUAAAUUGCCUCUACGUGCAUCCGGAUGCCUGCCAAACGGAUGCUGAUUGCAUGGGCAGACAGAACAAUGUCCAGCCCUCCUGUUGUAUGACGAAAUGCGGAUAUCGGAUAUGCCAUUUGUACUAA